AUGAAGAUAGCCCUAACUGUGAAAAACAAAUUCGGCKUCGUUGAUGGAUCAAUUCCACGUCCCGAUGAUGAACAUCUCAAUUCUUGGAUCAUUUGCAACAACGUCGUCAUUGCAUGGAUCUUGAACUCUCUUUCGAAAGAGAUAUCGGCUAGUGUCCUGUUCGCCGAUUCUGCAAGAGAAAUUUGGUUAGAUCUACAAGAACGAUUUCAACGACAAAAUCGACCUCGAAUUUUUCAGCUCCGCCGUGAUUUAUCUACAUUAGUUCAAGAUCAGUUAUCUGUAAGUGCCUAUUUUACGAAAUUGAAGACAUUAUGGACUGAACUUGCUGCAUAUCGUCCUAAUUGUUCUUGCGGUCGCUGCACUUGUGGAGGUGUCAAGUCUCUUGUUGAAUAUUUUCAGACUGAGUACGUGAUGUGUUUCCUCAUGGGCUUGAACGAUUCUUUCAGCCAAAUUCGUGCUCRGCUACUCCUUAUGKAACCUCCUCCGACGAUCAAUYGUGCCUUURCUUUAAUUGCUCAAGAAGUUCAGCAAAGAGYUAUUUCGCAKAUCUCUCYUGCUAAUUCUUCUGCUUCGUCUACAGCCUUCAUSGUCYGCGGCACUCAGAAUUYGAAUUCCUCGAAUUUGUCAAAUUCGUCGACUUCUUCGAAUCGYUCUCUGUCAAAUCAGGGCAAGCGAAAAGAAAAAUCGAUGUGUACUCAUUGCGRCCUUUUARGCCACACUGUGGAUCGUUGCUAUAAACUCCACGGGUAUCCUCCGGGAUACCGCAAUUCCAAUGCUCGAGGUACACAUCCAUCACCUGCUCCAGCCAAAUCUGCUGAUGCUACUUCUAAGAAUACGGCUGCUAUUCCRGAUUCUUUAUCACAUAUCAAUGCUGAUCAAUGUYAGGGAUUAUWAGCAAUUCUUCAGUCUCAUCUUGCCAAAGUCAAGACUGGUUCAGAGUCUGAGUCUGGUACAUCCCAUGUUGCAGGACAAGUACUCUUUGAGGACGAUUGGCAAGGGUAG
Molecule: messenger RNA, 1002 nt
Organism: Momordica charantia (bitter melon)
Lineage: Eukaryota; Viridiplantae; Streptophyta; Magnoliopsida; Cucurbitales; Cucurbitaceae
Source: RefSeq, a predicted model, not a curated record